AGAAAAAGGAGCUGUUGAUGAACGCAACAGCAGCAAGGCUUCGUUGGAUAAAAUCAAUUUCAUCACUCUCUCUCUCUUCCUCCACUUUCUGUCUCCUCCUUCCUCUUCUUUUCGCAACCCUUUUUUUUUCAUCCAAUUUUUUUUUAUUGAUAAUCCAUCCCAAAAUAUAUCCCAUAUUUUUUAAAAUCAAAUUUAGUUGAUUAAUUAAUUUUUUUUUGGAAAUUAUAGGUUCUAGGGAGAGAGAAUUUUAAGUACAAAAAUUCAAGCUUAAUUAUUUUUUCAUUAUUAUUAUAUUAUUCUGAGUAAUUAAUUCAUUUUAUUUUUCAAUGGGCGUUACCUAUAAAUUCUCUCUUUAUUGUUGUUUCCCUUAUUUAUCUUGACAACAUAUAUAAAACCCAAUUAGGGUUUAUUUUUGUUGAUUGGUAUUUUAAAUCAAAAGAAUCAAAAGUUUCCUGAUAAAUUGAUUCCUUUUACAUGGAACCCAGAGUUGGGAACAAAUUUAGGCUUGGUAGGAAGAUCGGAAGUGGGUCCUUUGGAGAGAUCUAUCUUGGUACCAAUUUGCACACUAAUGAGGACGUGGCAAUCAAGCUUGAAAAUGUGAAAACAAAGCAUCCACAGCUGCUUUAUGAGUCCAAAUUAUAUAAAAUACUGCAAGGAGGAACUGGAAUUCCCAAUGUGAGAUGGUAUGGUGUUGAAGGAGACUACAAUGUUCUAGUCAUAGAUCUGCUAGGACCCAGCCUAGAAGAUUUAUUCAACUUCUGCCAUAGGAAAUUUUCAUUGAAAACUGUCCUUAUGCUAGCUGAUCAGAUGAUCAAUCGAGUUGAAUAUGUUCAUUCGAAAUCUUUCUUGCAUCGCGAUAUCAAGCCAGAUAACUUUCUCAUGGGGUUAUCGCGACGUGCAAAUCAGGUCUACAUGAUUGAUUUUGGUCUAGCAAAGAAGUAUAGAGACAGUAACACCCAUCAACAUAUUCCUUAUAGGGAGAACAAGAAUUUGACAGGAACUGCUAGAUAUGCAAGCAUGAACACUCACCUAGGAAUUGAACAAAGUCGGAGGGAUGACUUAGAAUCAAUGGGUUAUGUUCUCAUGUAUUUUUUGAGAGGAAGUCUUCCCUGGCAGGGGCUGAAAGCUGGGACGAAGAAACAGAAGUAUGAAAAAAUUAGUGAGAAAAAGGUUUCAACCUCUAUUGAGGCUUUAUGUCGAGGUUAUCCAUCAGAAUUUGCAUCUUACUUUCACUAUUGCCGUUCACUGCGGUUUGAUGAUAAGCCGGAUUAUGCCUAUCUAAAAAGACUCUUCCGUGACCUCUUUAUUCGUGAAGGAUUUCAGUUUGAUUAUGUGUUUGACUGGACCAUUCUGAAAUACCAGCAAUCCCAGACUGUUGCCCCUCCCCUACUUGCUCUUGGUGCCGCUGGACCAAGCUCUGGGCUGCCUCAUGGUGCCAGUGACAAACAUUUUGGUGCUGAGGAAGGGAGACCCUCUAAUUGGCUUUCAGCAGACUCAUCUCGUAGGAAAUUAACAAGUUUGCCAAAGCAGAAAAGUCCAGCUCCAAAUGAUCCAGCUGUAGCAAAAGAACCCAUGCUAUCAAAUUCUCUAGUAAAAACUAGCACAUCAGGUAGACGUGCUGUUGGGUCAAGCAGUCGGGAUGCAGUCUUUUCUGGCAAUGUUGCAGACGGCACUCGCCCGGGUACUAAGGAUUCCAAUCUUCAGAAAGUAGCAAGUGGGCAUCGUAAUUCACCAUUUGUGUCAUCUGAGCAUCCUCGCUCGUUUUCUGCCAGAGUAACGUCGAAUGAACAUACUCUUGAAUCUACCAUCAAGAAGAUUGAAGGACUCAAUGUUAGCAAUGAAGAGAGGUUGCAAUGAUUUGUUAUCAGCACAGCUUUUAGACCUUACUUUUCCCCCAUGUAAAUUUCAAUACUACAAUUUGGUUAUUUUUAUGGACCCUUGAGUGCUUUUUGUCUAAUUUUUUUUAUAUCAUUUUUUAGGCUCUUGUUCUCCCCCGCCCCGUCUUUUAAAAAUUUAACUAGAACAGGUGAAAGCCCGAAAUCGAAGGCGUGAAAAGUUGGAAGAGAUAAGCACUCUGAGUAGUCUGUAAAGAAGUUUUAAAGAGUCCCCAUUAAUGGAGUCAGAAUUGAUAUUAUUUAGAUUC
Molecule: messenger RNA, 2143 nt
Organism: Amaranthus tricolor (Joseph's coat)
Lineage: Eukaryota; Viridiplantae; Streptophyta; Magnoliopsida; Caryophyllales; Amaranthaceae
Exons: 14
Coding region: 475-1857 (460 amino acids)
Biological process (GO): peptidyl-serine phosphorylation; signal transduction; endocytosis
Cellular component (GO): nucleus; cytoplasm
Molecular function (GO): ATP binding; protein serine/threonine kinase activity
Source: RefSeq, a predicted model, not a curated record